Messenger RNA from Maniola jurtina (meadow brown), 5678 nucleotides. It is a transcript of the gene Ino80, whose product is annotated as chromatin-remodeling ATPase INO80. The transcript has 29 exons. Gene Ontology annotation, biological process: DNA repair. Gene Ontology annotation, molecular function: ATP-dependent chromatin remodeler activity; histone binding; DNA binding. Lineage: Eukaryota; Metazoa; Arthropoda; Insecta; Lepidoptera; Nymphalidae. Bases 185 to 4567 code for a protein of 1460 amino acids. The record is from RefSeq and is a predicted model, not a curated record. Gene Ontology annotation, cellular component: Ino80 complex.
UAUGGCGGGUUCGUGUUUUUUCAAGCUCAAAUACGAAAUGAGUAGUUAUGUGCGCCGCUCGGGCGGCGACAUUGACAGCGAUUUGUCGAAUAUUCUCGUUCGCCAUUUUGUGAAUGCUGUGGAAUUUUGUGUUAAGUAAUGCAGGUGAGCUCAUCGUGGCGGACUUCGAAUUUGGCCGGUUACGAUGUCUGAGAAGACUCUGAUAGGAAAGCCAGUCCUGAAGCGUCAUGAAGUCGCCAGGCCUAUACAUAUCCAGCGGCUUGAAGCCGCCUUAGAUGUCAGACCAUUUGUGAACCAGGUGGAAAGGAUACUGAACUCUGAUGGUGGAAGCGACAGUGACGAUGAUUCGGACAACAGAUCCAUGGCAAUUGAGAUGUCCAGAGGUGAUAAGAAUAUGCAUGGUGUUGUGACCUCUAAACAAGAAAGACAAAGCGACCGUCUAAGGCUAUACAACUUAGCAUCAGUGGGUGAGGAACGGCAAUGGCUCAGAGAUGUGCUGCUGUCAUCCGAGACGGACAGCAGCAGUGAGGAAGACAGCCCUGCUGCCAAGGAGCAGAGGAUACGGAGACUGCUGAAGGAGAGGCAUUACCAUAACAAAUAUGCUAAGGACUACUAUAAGGACUCUGGGAAUUCCCGCUACAUGUACUACGGAGCUGGUCUCCUGUCAACCAUCGACCGCUAUCCGGAACGCCGCAUCAGUAGACCUGUGCCUCCCGCGCCUGUUGGUAGAGGACGCAGAGGCCGGCCGGCUGACAGAGGCGCGGCUAGGGGCUCCCAGAAGUCCCGUAGAGGCCGCGCUUGCGCUGAGGGCGGCGAUAUGCCUGAUGGUGUGGACUGGGAAGAGCAACUCAAACACAUGAAAGAAGAAAAUGACAAUGAUGAAUUUACAAUCGUCGAAAAACCAGGAGUCAGAGGCCGCAAAAAACUAUCCACUCUCAAAAGCCCCGAAGCUCUAACGGCACGGCGAAAACGACAUUGGCAACUUUUGGUCAAAAAGGAACUGGGCAAAGUGCAACGUGCAAGAACCGCCACACAUAGGGAGCUAAUGCUCCAAAGGAAAAGGUUGGCCACACUUUGCUGCAAACAUUGGCGGCAUGUGGCUAUGCAGUCACAAAAGAACAUGAAGGAAACAGUAUGGCGGUGCAAAAGGCUGAGUCGAGAGAUGCAAGCCUACUGGCGGAGAUAUGACCGCGCCGAGAGAGAAACUAGACGACGUAUGGAACGGGAGGCCGAGGAACAGAGAAAGAUGGAUGUAGAACUAAUGGAAGCUAAACGGCAACGCCGCAAGCUAAACUUCCUCAUAACGCAAACGGAGCUAUACGCUCACUUCAUGCAAAAGAAGCUGAAUUCGGGUGAGGAUUGCGACAGCGACGCCGAUAUGAUACUGAGGCAGUUGGACGAGGAUCGCGACCCUAGGCUGGCAGCUAUCGAUAACUAUGACAGUGAAGAAAUGAAAGCCAGAGCCUCAAAGAACGCCCUUGAAGCAUUUCAAGCGGAGAGAGCGCGCACUCAAGCCUUAGAUGCUUCUGAUGGUACAGACAGAGGGGAACGCAGGGGGGAUUACGACCAGCCUGCUAUCUUCCGCGGCACGCUCAAGGGAUACCAACUAAAGGGAAUGAACUGGCUCGCGAACCUUUAUGAUCAGGGAAUCAGCGGUAUACUAGCAGACGAAAUGGGGCUGGGCAAGACAGUUCAGUGCAUAGCAUUUUUAUGUCACGUAGCAGAAAGGUUGGGCGUGUGGGGACCUUUCCUGGUCGUGUCGCCCGCGUCUACCUUACACAACUGGCAACAAGAGAUGCAACGAUUUGUGCCCGAUUUUAAAGUGGUACCAUACUGGGGUAGUCCAAGCGAGCGUAAAAUCCUUCGACAAUUCUGGGAGCGUAAGGACCUGCACACACGGCAAGCGGCAUUCCACGUAGUCGUCACUUCCUACCAGAUCGUAGUAUCAGAUCUCAAGUACCUCAACCGUGUGUCGUGGCAGUAUAUGAUACUGGAUGAAGCUCAGGCGAUCAAGAGUUCUGCCAGUAUGAGGUGGAAGUUGCUGCUUGGAUUCAGUUGCAGGAAUCGGCUGUUGCUAUCAGGAACACCCAUACAAAAUAGUAUGGCAGAGUUAUGGGCACUAUUACAUUUCAUAAUGCCGACGCUGUUUGAUUCACACGACGAAUUCAACGAGUGGUUCUCCAAAGAUAUCGAAAGCCAUGCGGAAAACAAAACCACUAUUGAUGAGAAACACUUAUCACGGUUGCACAUGAUCCUCAAACCAUUCAUGCUGCGAAGAAUCAAGAAGGAUGUAGAGAAUGAACUAUCCGACAAGAUUGAGAUUAUGGUCCAUUGCCCGCUGACUAUUAGACAAAAACUUUUGUAUAUAGCGCUAAAGAAGAAAAUAAAAAUAGAAGAGUUAUUACAUUACACUGUUGGUGCGGAAUCUGGUCACAAUGUAGAUAAAAAUUUCACCUCAAACCUCAUGAAUUUAGUUAUGCAAUUUAGGAAGGUAUGCAACCAUCCGGAACUAUUCGAAAGGCGAGACGUACGCUCACCUUUCGCAAUGCAAAUAGACGACUAUCAUUUACCAAAGAUAAUCGCUGAAGACUGCAUUUUAGUUCGAAAGAUUCCUUCAAAACGUCACAUUUUGUACAAUAAGCUGUGUGUUUUGACACCAGAGUAUGUACAUAGAAGUAUAAGUGAUGGUGUACAUGAAAAUAGUUGUUUUGCAUUUACAAGGUUUAUGGAUCUAUCGCCUAUGGAGUUGUAUAGAGUUAUGGUGUGUGGAUGGUUGUGUGCAAUGCUACAUAUAGAGCAGACAUUAGAAAAAUACGAGAAACUCCGCCAUAGACAACAGUGGUGGCUUUCCCCACACAACAGUGACGUGAAACAGGAGAUAGACAUUGACAUGUGCGAGAGCGAGACAGACUAUGACAGAGUGAAUAGCAAACAUUUGCUGCUUGUAUGUCCCGAUGGCGAUGUGUUGAGGAAGAGGAAACAUGAUUGUCUGUUAUGGAAGGAGUUGCUAUUUACAGAUCCUCUUUGGAUUGAAGGUGGUCCAUUCUACAUCCACACGGAACACAUAUUGCAUUACAUGCCAGAGACUGUAGAGCAUCGCGCUUUGAGGACUAGAAACUUGAAAACUAUUGAUGGACAGACGGAAAUGCUAAGCGAAAUAAAGACUGAAGAGGGCGGAGUGAUAGCGGUGGAGCCACAACCGGUGGAGACCCCGGAGUUUCCUCAUGUAGAGCGAGCGCCGAGGGUGUACCGCGAUGUGCCCACGCCCUUACCCGCCUUCCUGUGUACUGCACAGCAAAAGGUGCAAUCGUUCGCUCUGGUGCCUUUCGCGGUGUCGCGCAGCUUCGCGCACAGCAUAGUGAGGCAUCAGCACGGCGAGAACGCGGAGGGCGCGCACACUCUCGCGCGCCUCGUCGCCGCCGCGCGCCCGCCGCAAGGCUGGGCCUCGCUACAAGUACCAGAUAAAAACCAGCUGGUCAGCGACGCGGGUAAACUGACAGUAUUAGAUUCUCUGCUGAAGAGACUGAAGGAGCGCGGCCACCGCGUGCUCAUAUACAGCCAGAUGACCAAGAUGAUUGAUUUAUUAGAGGAGUACAUGUGGCAUCGCAAACACAAAUACAUGCGGUUAGACGGAUCCAGCAAAAUAUCCGCUCGGCGGGACAUGGUUGCUGAUUUCCAGGCUCGGGCUGACAUAUUUGUGUUCCUACUGUCUACGCGCGCGGGAGGUCUUGGAAUCAACCUUACAGCAGCUGACACUGUGAUAUUCUACGACUCGGAUUGGAACCCAACAGUGGACCAACAGGCUAUGGACCGCGCACAUCGCUUGGGGCAAACCAAACAAGUCACCGUCUAUAGGCUAAUCUGUAAAGGGACUAUUGAAGAGCGUAUCAUGCAGAGGGCGAGAGAAAAGAGCGAGAUUCAAAGGAUGGUGAUAAGUGGUGGCAAUUUCAAGCCGGAUACGUUGAAACCAAAGGAAGUGGUGUCGCUACUUUUGGACGAUGAAGAGAUUGAGCUGAAAUAUCGUCAGAAAUCAGAGGAAAAGAAGAUCAUGGAAGAAAGAGAACGUAAAAGGAAACUAGGGAUUCUGCCAUCGCAGGCAGCAGCAAUAGAACCAAAACGAGCCCGUGAAUCAGCUUCAGAGCCCGGCAGCCCCUUGCAAGUGGACGACGAUAGCGACCAGCUGCAUAUAGACUCCUCACCGCAACCACACUUACCGUACUCCCCGCCCGUAAGAUCGAGUUGGGCCAACAGCAGAUCGGCUCGCGGUGCGCGUCGCGGUCGGCCGCGCGGCUCCCGACACGCGAUGGGUCGUCGCCCCGACGCGCCGUCGACAGACCAGCCGCCCGCUUCCGCGUCCGCCGCUGCUGUGGCCGCGCGUGCAGGUGCAGCGCUGCUAGACUCGGACGGGCCGCUAGAGCCGCUAGAGACAUCAUCAGGUAUGGAGGGCCGCGGUCGGCGCGGGCCGGGCCGCCCGCGUCUACGCGCGCCCGUUCGCGCCGCGCGUCCCUCCCGCCGCGCGCGCCGCCCGCGCGAACCUUUGUUGGUGCCCCUGGCGCCGCCGCCCUAGCCCCGGCAAAACCCUCUCUAGGGUGCCAGAUGCAAAAAAACUGGAAAGGACUGUUGAUUAGUGGUUUACUCGUUUUGACCCACCUAAUGAAGUACCUACUGUUAUAAAUAUAUAAAUAAUGGUAGAAACACAUUUCAAUACGCCACCACUUCGUAACUAAGAAAUGGGUGUCGUUUGAAAUUAAUUUAUUUAAAAUUAAGAUGCGUUUAGUUUAUUAUGGGUAGGGGUAUUUUCUUCUUUGGUUAACGACACUCCACGACAUCAACACAGUGAUGUGUUUACGGCUUUAACACACUGACGCAUUCGCACACAGUAUAGUUUUACGCCAUAGGCAGAAAGACGGCAAUCGUUUCGCCAUCACGUGUGAUAGCGUCGAUGUGCUAAAGAAGCCUAAAGGUGAAUGCACACUUAUACUCGUAUGUGUAUGUAAAUUCGUUUCGUUCGACUCGUCCGACGCGUUCGGCUCGUCCGACGCGUUCGUCUCGGAUAAGUGUGCGUUCACCUUUAUCGGGUGGCUUGCAGCAGGAUAUGUUUUUGUGUGUGUUUCUACCAUAACUCUCUGUACAUCGAUACAGUUUACCUCUAAAGAAAUUAUUGUAUACUAACAAUUAAUAGUGUAAGCGGAUGUACAAAAUAUUGCUUUUAUAUUUAAAGUAUUAAGUUGCAAAGUUUAAAAAACUUUGCAUAGAUAAUUAAUAAUUAUACUAUUAGUUAUUAGUUUGUUACUAUAGGAACAUGUGAAAAGAAGUGUAUAUAGAAAGAAGUUAUUUAGAUAAAAAUCCGACUAUUAUGUAUUACUCAAUAGAAAAAUUUUGAUUUUCCUCGACAAAAAUUUAAAUUGUUCCACAUUCAACAAUGUUAAAAAAAACUUUUUUUGAAGUUGUUAAUAUAAAAAUAUUGAAGGAAUUUUUAUUUAGUUUGUUUUUAAAUUAUGAGCUUGAGAGAUUUAUGUUAUAGAAGAAACUAAAUUAUUUAAAUCUUAAAAUCUAGCAAAAAUUAAGAAAAACUGACAAAAUUGUUGUGAAUUUGAUCAUGCAGCACCCAUAUGACAUGUGUAGAUUCAAUAUUUGUGUAAAUGUGAAAGAUAUAAAUAAAUCAAAAUUUAUGUGAA